GGUGAAGAUACAAGAACCUUCGACUUUCCCUCCCCCUCUCUCGCAGGCAUUCCCUACUGAAUAGUUUUGGCCGGAGUCGUAUCAAUAGCCCCGGGCGUGCUCAUGCUGGGUUCUCGCCUAGCGUCCGCGUCUUCAGCUGUGAAAUGGUCCCAUCUGCCCGUUAUCACCCCGCCGCCUUCAACCAGGCGACUUUUGACGAUGCGCGCAGGCCCGGAUGUGGUAUGUCUAGAUUGCACGGGCACCAUCAUGCGGAUAAAGGGCUCGAUGCCAAGGCUCUACCUGGGCGUCCUGGAAGACCGCCUGGGCGUCUCGGAGGGUGGGCUUCCCGACAAGGUUUCCGAGCAGGACCUCUUGAAUUCCUUCCGGGCGUCGCUCAAGCGGAGGUCGAAGGAGCUGCCGUGCUUCGGCACGGGGGUGAUGUCCUCCGAGGACUGGUGGGCGGAGGUCGUGAUGGCGACAUUUCGAGGGGCUGGGGUCUCGGACGAGACCCUCGGGAUUAGCCAGGAAGGGGACCGAGGUGGUGGCGGGGGCGGCGGCGGCGGCGCUAGAGGCGGUCGUGUAUUCGAUGACGUCUUCGAUCGACUGUUUCACGAUGUGUUCACCAGCACGACUGCGUGGGAGCUUGUGCCGGGAGCGGAAGAGGUGCUGGAGGAUCUUCGCGCUUGGGUUGGGGAAGCAGGAGGACCGCGGGCACUUGGCGCGGUGUCAAACUUUGACGAGCGCCUCCAUCCGCUCCUUAAGAAUCUCGGCGUGUAUGAGUCCUUCGACUUCGUGCUCACAUCGAGGGAGUGUGGCUCGGAGAAACCCGAACCGCACAUGUUCCAUGAAGCUCUCAAGCGGGCGGGAUCGAGCGGCGGCGGGGACGGUGACGGGAGAGGGGUGAUCGUUGGCGAUACCUUCAGGACCGAUGUGCUGGGUGCGAGGUCGGUUGGCUGGGACGCUGUGCUUAUCACGAGGGGGAAAGACCCAGCUACCGAGGAAGAGCAAGAUACCACGCAUUACGCCCGCGUCGAUGACCUGAGAGGCGUACCCGCCGCACUGGGCAGGGGGCGAUGACGGCGUGUAUUUUGAUGGGGUGCCGGUGUUUUUAGAGGGUCUUGUUUGUUUUUGGGACAGUGCGCGGUGGGGGGUGGCUGGCGGUUGGUUGUGGUGGUGCUGAGAGAUGCAAUGUGUGUUGUUUCGGAUGCCUUGAAGAGUUUUCUAUGGGCUGAACGACAUGUUCUUUGUUGGUUUGAUUUAAUAACAUGUCUAUUAACAGCCCUACGAAAGCAGUCAUAGUUUAAGCUUUGUUUGUGAACUGCGACGGCACCAAUGGAACUCUGGCUAGACAGUAAUUCCGAAAAUCUCCACCCACUUAUCGCCCCGGCGUUCUGGUUUGUUUGUUCUGGUAGAUAUCAUGGAUCUCUUCCAUGGGCACUCCUACAAGACCUCACGUACAUGUCUUCGGAAAACAUAUCCAGGCAACCUCGGGCAAAUGACAAAGGCGUCUGUACAAAUUAACUUGGCGUCCGCCUGCUGGCAGUUACUUUUGGGCGUCUACUGGGCGUCCUGUAAAAAGUCCAAGUAGUCCAGUAGUUUUCCGUAGCCCAGAGAGCGGGAGAGGGAGAGAGAGAGACAGCAGAGGUGCGCGGCACUACAAAAGGCCUAUUGUUCCACUUGUUGCUUCUGUGCCAGA
Messenger RNA from Ectocarpus sp. CCAP 1310/34, 1675 nucleotides. The record is from the annotation of a GenBank genome assembly. Lineage: Eukaryota; Phaeophyceae; Ectocarpales; Ectocarpaceae.